This is a messenger RNA of Moneuplotes crassus, 718 nucleotides long. NCBI's taxonomy places the organism in Eukaryota, Ciliophora, Spirotrichea, Euplotida, Euplotidae. The record is from the annotation of a GenBank genome assembly.
AUGGUUAAGAACUUUACUUUUCCCAAGAUCACCCCCUACGUGCCUGGAGAUAAUGAUGAUGACAGCCAGGUCAUCAGCGACUCCGAAAAUGAAAUCGUCGGUCAGUUUGAUACCUCCAUUCUGAAUCAAGACCUGGAGAUUUCUGAGGGUAGAUUCCUUCCAAAUGAACUAGCCAUGAUAAAAUAAAGAAUUUGAUAAGUUAUCCAAGGACCAAGUUAUUGGGAAACAGAAGUUAUUCAAAUUUUUGAGAAUUACUGAUAUCAGCGAAACCUUCCUUACUGACCAACUCUUUUACAUCAUGAAGAACUCUCCUGAACUUAACUCUCCGAUAGACUGGCAGAAGUUCAUCAGUUUUCUGUCCAUAUUUCUGAAAGGAAGCGAGGAGGAGAAAUUGAAGCUCAUAUUCCUAUUCUUUGAUAGAUCUAGGAAAUUCACCUUGACGAAGGAAGAGCUCCAAGUUGUGAUUUCAAGCACCAUUCUUAGCAUGAUGAGUAUCCCUUACGAGGAAAAGUCUAUUGAAAGUGUCAGAAAUAAUCUCCUUGGUCAAAAUGAGUCUACAAUAGAUGCAGCUCUCAAUAUUGUCGUUGACGAAAUCUUCUCAAAGCAUAGCUCCUCAGGUGAAGAGCUUACGUUUGAAGAAUGGUGACAUUGGUUCAAAGAGAUGGAUGGAGUUAGUGAAAUAUUAGGUUACAGAACAAUGACUCUCAUCGAUGGAUAA